Messenger RNA from Anarrhichthys ocellatus (wolf-eel), 1997 nucleotides. RefSeq names its product ArfGAP with dual PH domains 2 (gene adap2). Gene Ontology annotation, cellular component: plasma membrane; intracellular membrane-bounded organelle; cytoplasm. The record is from RefSeq and is a predicted model, not a curated record. The transcript is spliced from 9 exons. The coding region runs from base 148 to 1137 and encodes 329 amino acids. NCBI's taxonomy places the organism in Eukaryota, Metazoa, Chordata, Actinopteri, Perciformes, Anarhichadidae. Gene Ontology annotation, biological process: heart development; positive regulation of GTPase activity. Gene Ontology annotation, molecular function: phosphatidylinositol bisphosphate binding; GTPase activator activity; phosphatidylinositol-3,4,5-trisphosphate binding.
CUUCUUCUGCACACCCCAGAUCCAGAGUGGGCAUCCUACAAGCUGGGUGUUUUUGUGUGUCUGAACUGCUCCGGCAUCCAUCGCAGCCUGUACAGCCGGGUCAAAUCCAUAAAGCUGGACUUCUGGGAGGAUGAACUGGUGGAGUUCAUGAAGUCCAAUGGCAAUGCCAGCGCCAGAGCGCUGUAUGAGAAAGCUGUUCCAGUGUACUACUAUCGGCCCCAGGAAAAUGACUGUGCAGUCUUAAGAGACCAGUGGAUUCGAGCGAAAUAUGAAAGGAAGGAAUUCACAGGAGAAACCAAGUAUCCACCAAUUUCAUACACCACAGGUUUCUACGAGGGGUUGCUGUGGAAGAAGGGGAAAGAGAACUCCCAGUUUCUGAAGAGGAAGUUUGUACUAUCAGAGCGAGAAUUCACCCUGACCUACUACAACAAGGAAAAUGAGUCCAAAGGCCCAAAAGCUGUAAUCUCCAUCAAGGACCUAAACACCACCUUUCAACCAGAGAAGAUUGGUCAUCCUCACGGGCUGCAGAUCACCUACCAAGACGACAAUCACACCAGGAACCUCUAUGUUUAUCACGAGAGUCCUGAGGAAAUAGUGACGUGGUUCAACGCCAUUCGUGCCGCUCGCUAUGCGUACCUGAAGACAGCGUACCCGACUGGAAGCGACGAAGAACUGGUACCGAAGAUAACAAGAAACUACCUCAAAGAGGGAUACAUGGAAAAGACGGGGCCAUUGCAGAAGGAGUCGUUCAAAAGGAGGUGGUUUAUUCUGGACUCUCAAAACAGGAAGUUGUUGUACUUCAAAGGCCAGCUGGAUGCGGAGGAGUUGGGGGUCAUUUUCAUCGGCACAGAGAGCAAGGGUUACUCUGUGAAGGAGUGCGUCCCAAAGCACGCCCGGGGAAACAAGUGGAAGUGUGGCGUUACCGUCGAAACGCCCCAGCGACAGUUUCUCUUCAUGUGCGAGGAGGAGAGGGAACAGAGAGAGUGGCUGGACGCCCUCAGACAGGUCCUCUCCAGGCCCAUGGCACCGCAGGAUUAUACCAGUAAGCAAGGCUGGUCAACAAACACCUCAACAAUGUACAGGAGACCCGGAUAUGUAAAUUAUUCACAUGACGUAAUAGUCAUUCCUGUCAUGUGAAAGCUUAAACUUUUUGCAUUUUGUGUCUGUAAUGGAGUGUGAGAGGAUGGAUGGAUGCAUGUUAACAUAGCAUAGGAACAGACAGGGUAACACCAAAAUAGUAGGAUUCAUCCUCUGGGGACCAGGAAUGUCUGUAUGAAACUGUAUGGCAAUACAUCCAAUAAUUGUUGAGAUAUUUCUGUUUGGACCAAAGUGGUGGACAGACCAACGAGCAGACUAACAUUUGCACGCAUGCUACUAGUUUGCCUAAUGAAAACAGCAGUGUUACUCAGUUAUCUUGGUUCCCGGCUUCAGAUUUUUCUCCGCAAAGUUAGUCCAAACAAAGCACCUGUACUCACUUAUUUGUGAGAAAGUUUGUUAUUUUCAACCGUUGCAUUAUGCAUCCGUAUGACCACCGCUAUAAUACUCCUUGUUUCUCAUUCCAGUUGAAGCCAACAUUAAGUAUAAAAGAUGAACAACAGAGAGGUGUGCCAACAGGAUGAUGGGGAGAAGACUAUUGCUGCACAACGGAUGAACAUCUGCUGUCACAGCACUCUUAUCAGAACUCUCAUCUUUGUGUUGUGGUGAUACAUCUAGACUCUGUGCCACAGUAUGGAUUUGAGACUUUCAUCCACUCACGUUAACUGACACCUGAACUGAUGCUCAAUCUCAGACUUCAGAAAAUACUCUGUCAUUGUGUAAAAUCCACUCUUAUGACCAAACGUAGACAUAUAAGAUCAACACUGUUAUAUUGUAAGAGAAGAUUAUGCUGGUUAAAUAUCAUGCUAUUUUUAUGAUGUUUCUUACUUUUUUACAUUUUGAGUUACGCAAUUAAUACGCAUUUAAUUUAACAUUUUGAACUUGUUUCAUGAAAUCAUGCA